CUAGCUGCGUCGCGCGGUGCGGGAGCCCUGCUUCGACUGGCCCUCUGGAAGAAAACAGCGCGCGCGCCGUGGCGCAUUUUGUGUCGGCCGACAAUCCCAGGAAGGAAGGGGAGAGGACAGACUCCGCCGAGGGAGACGGAAAUGAGAGGGGGGUGUCCAAAGAGGAAACCCUAUCCCUUUAAGAGCAAGUGGGACAUAGCGGUGCGAGAAAAGGAGAGGAGGGGGAGAAGAAAGAGGAAUUAAAAAAGAAAAGGAAGAAAGAGACAGGGAGGGAGGAGGGAGAGCGGGCGAUAAAAAAAGAAAGAUGACAUCCUCGCAGCGCAACGGCCGAGGUGGAGCGAUAGGCUGCGGCCCGGCGAGAGCGCCGCUCGCCGGGGUCAGGGCUUGAAUCCAACAACGAGGCUUCGACAAACACCCGAUUGGCCUAUCGGGGGAAAUCGGAAAAAUAGAUUCAUAAAUUAAAAACAAAGCAUGAGCUGCUGUGCGACCUGAUACGUGUGCUAUUAACCAUGUUCGUUCUCUUGCGUAAAAAUGCAUUUAUUUCACGUAGUGUGUUUUGUGUUUAUUGCUAAAGUGGAAUAGUGGAAUUUGCGAUUUUUUUUUGGUUUUCAACUACUUUUGCUGUUUGGUGUUGCGCUGUAGUGAGAUUAGCGUUUAAGGAAUUAAAGUUGGAAACCAAAGUCAGGGAGAAUCGGGCCAUUAUUGGGUCCCGGCCUGCUCCACUCCAGCCUGCGUACGGCAGCCCGCGUUAACAGCUGCGUGCAUUUUAAUUUACAGCAUUAAGGCUACCUCAAUUAGAAAAACCGAUCGGCGCGGACGACUCGACUCGCGUUUUUCACGGGACUCCGGGGGCUCGUUUGCGCUGCGGCACGGGCGGCCGUCGGCGACUCCGUCACCGCUGGGGCCGAUCAAAACCAUGCAAAGGCUGCAUUCCUCGAUCUCAAUCAGGCGCUGACUUCAUUAUCUCCAUCGCCGCGGUGCAAAAUGGAUGCUGCUUGGAGCAAUUUCCUCUUCCAGAAUACUCCCACCCAGAACCAAGUGGAGGGGAGCCUCCAAUCAGAGCUCAUGCCAGUGCAUACGAGUUCACCCCAAACCCCACCCACAGAGCACAUAGCGCAGCCUCCCUCGACUGUGGACACUGCUGCUCUCAGUGAGGAUCCCCUUCCUGUGAAGCCAGUGUCCCGGCCGACGCGCGUGCCCCACAUCUGCGCCAUCUGCAACAAGCAGUUCAAGAACAACUACAACCUGCGGCGGCACCAGUCGGUCCACACUGGGAGGCCCGCGAACCCCAACCCCAACCCGGUGAAGAAGAACCACGCCUGCGAGACGUGCGGCAAGGCCUUCCGCGACGUGUACCACCUCAACCGCCACCGCCUGUCCCACUCGGACGAGAAGCCCUUCUCCUGCCCCAUCUGCCAGCAGCGCUUCAAGAGGAAGGACCGCAUGAGCCACCACGUGCGCUCCCACCAGGGCGGCGUGGAGAAACCCUACGUCUGCCCCCACUGUGGCAAGGCCUUCUCCAGGCCUGACCAUCUCAACAGUCACGUCAGACAGGUGCACUCCUCUGAGCGGCCCUUCAAAUGCCCCACCUGCGAGUCCAGCUUUGCCACGAAGGAUCGUCUGCGCGCACACAUGAUCCGCCACGAGGAGAAGGUCCCCUGUCAUAUCUGUGGAAAGCUCCUGUCCGCCGCUUAUAUCACGGAUCACAUGAGGGUGCACAACCAGUCGCAGCACCACGCCUGCCACCUCUGCAACCGCAGCUUCACCACGCUGACGUACCUCCGCGUGCACGCCCAGAAGCACCACGACCUGGAGUGGAAGGACAGCCCCGGCGGCUUCGGCGGCACGGCCUCCCGCGGCGUCCUCGUCUGCCACUUGUGCGGCGUCCACUGCAAGACGCCCACGCAGCUCCAGGGCCACAUGGGCACCCACGCCAACAGCCAGGGUGACCCGAGCCCCGUCGCCGCCAGCGUGGCGGCCAGCAGCUCGGUCUCCCUCAGCAACAUGGUGACGGCGCCCACCGUGUACGUCACCGGUAACACGGUGGUGGACCUGCUGGUCACAGACUGCUCUAGCAUUGCCGCGCCGCAGACCCACAGUUAGCAGCAGAGAGCUCAGCAAUAGCAACCUCAGUCCCUUAGCAGAGGGGAAGGUCGGAGAAGGACGAAGGUACUCGUAGAUGCUGAUCCAGAUUCGUUUGUCAUUAAGAAGUACGGUUAACGUUCCACAGACCACUGUAUCAGAGAAAAGGGGGAGGAGGAAGAGCUGUGUGAAGUUCUGGAACGGUGGACUUUGGUGGCUGCAGCAGGGUCAUGACAAGCUGAAGAUUUCAAUGAAAUUGUAGUAAUGUGAGCAUUUACUGUAUCACCCUCUCCCCUUUCUGACCUCUCUCUCUCCCUCUCCCUGAACUCUGGAAUUGGCUGCUCUCUGCAGGUGCACCAAGUACUGUAUAUCUCACACCAGCUCUGAUCUUACCUCCAUUUUGCAGCUCACUUCCUAAGUAUCCAAAUGGCUCGUGUUAAAAAGAAGUAGCAGAAUGGGAAUAGGAACCUUCUCAAGAGAAAUAGGAGGGACGUUUGGGUGCCGGUUGGUCAGGGCUCGUCUAGCAUGUUCGCUCGUUUCUUCACGAAAAUGAAAUCAACAUUUGAUUUGGAGCUGUAACGCUGGGUCAUCGAGGCUCUAGCAGGUUGUUCAUAGAUCAAAACAGAAGGCCGUGCACGCCACGGUCAGUGUGUAAUUGUGGGAUGUACUUUGUUGAUUUGUUUGUAAAGGUACAGAGAUAACAAUAGAGUUUUGUUCAGGAGUGUCAAGCACCUUAAAUAGUUUUUUGUCUGAUUACACACGAGGAUCAAAAUAGGUUUGAGAGUUCUUGGAUUUUCUUGCUCUGAGUCUUCCUCUUCUGGUCUGGCCGUCAAAAAAAAACACACACAAAAAAACAGACAAGGAAUCAACACUUCAGCUUCUGACAUGGCGACUCUUGCACCUGAGAACUACCUUUUUGCAUGACAUAAAAGCUAGCUCAGUCCUGCUUAUUGUUAGGGAGCUGCUGUAACAAAAGAAGCGUGGAGCAGCUCCGCUAAGUUAGUCAGCUGUAAACAGUAAUAUUUAUAAAAAGUGUUGAUUUAAUCAGAAGAUUUAACAUUGUUGGCCAUUCAUCUGAUUGUAACUGUCAUUGCCAUAGUCAUUUUUCUCCACGUACCAGUCCAAUGAGUGACACUUAUGCAUUAGAUUUAGUCAUUUUACUGUGUGUAUAGCACCUGAUGUUCUGAACACGAGUCAUUAUCGUUCUGCAUUAAUCAUUUUGAAGAAUGGUCUUUCGUCUGUUGGAUGUUUUUGGUUGCUUUGAGUUAUAUUGUGAGUAAUGUGUGGCAUCCAGGAAGGGCUUCUAAAGUCGCAAGUCGGGCAACGUCAUAGGAAGAGAGUUAGACAACACCACUCGGUAUGCUGUAAACAAAUCCUGGUUUUGUACUGGAGUGUUUUUGUGUUUUUUUUUUUUUUUUAGUUUUGUGUUGAUAUGUUACCUUGGAAAUAGUAGAGUUGUUUCUUUCCUCCUCUUCCUCUCUUUCUUUGGCAAUGUGUUUCUUCCUGUUGAGAAAAGUAGUAAUUAAUUACAAAGUUAAUUUUAGGUUUUCUCCAUAACACUAAGAAAAAAUAAUACCUCUACUCUAGAAUUGUGUACAGCUCUUGUGAUACAUCUUAAUGCCUUAUCGUACUCAACUGCAUUUUAAUUCUUUUAUGAUGAAAUAUUUCAAAUCUUAGUCAUGGAUUCAUUAAGAAUAUUAAUGGGAUGUAUUUAUAUUUAUAUUUUUAUAUUUCUCAACAGUAUGCAUGUCUAAAAGGUUGGUAGAGCAAAAAAAAAUCAAUGACGCUUACUACAGUCAUAAAUAUUAUGUUAUUUUGUAGACGAAGUAGAGAUCAUGCUAUUAUUUUGUAAUUUGGACAAUUUAAAGUAAAAACAUAAAUGGG
Messenger RNA from Betta splendens (Siamese fighting fish), 3966 nucleotides. It is a transcript of the gene mazb, whose product is annotated as MYC-associated zinc finger protein b (purine-binding transcription factor). Gene Ontology annotation, cellular component: nucleus. Lineage: Eukaryota; Metazoa; Chordata; Actinopteri; Anabantiformes; Osphronemidae. The record is from RefSeq and is a predicted model, not a curated record. Gene Ontology annotation, biological process: regulation of transcription by RNA polymerase II. Gene Ontology annotation, molecular function: DNA-binding transcription factor activity, RNA polymerase II-specific; RNA polymerase II cis-regulatory region sequence-specific DNA binding. The transcript is spliced from 7 exons. Bases 985 to 2103 code for a protein of 372 amino acids.